This is a messenger RNA of Spinacia oleracea (spinach), 825 nucleotides long. RefSeq lists its product as uncharacterized. The record is from RefSeq and is a predicted model, not a curated record. Lineage: Eukaryota; Viridiplantae; Streptophyta; Magnoliopsida; Caryophyllales; Amaranthaceae. The transcript has a single exon. Bases 1 to 825 code for a protein of 274 amino acids.
AUGAGGGAUGUUCUUAGUGGCAAGAAAAGUUGUGUACCCAAGGAGACCAUGCAACUCACGGAGAGUUGUAGCGCUUUAAUUCAAAGCUCCUUCCCUCCAAAACUCAAAGAUCCAGGGAGUUUUUCUAUCCCUUGUAGCAUUCAAAAGCUCCAAUUUGAUAAUGCUCUUUGUGAUUUGGGGGCAAGUUUGAGUAUCUUGCCAUAUAAGAUCUUUGAGAAGCUCAAUCUAGGUGAUCUCUCUCCUACCGCCAUGUCAUUGCAACUAGCCGAUCGAUCAGUUAUGUAUCCAUUGGGUAGAAUUGAGGAUGAUCCCCUCGCUAUUGGCAAGCUUACUUUUCUUGUUGACUUCGUAGUCUUGGACAUCGAUGAGGAUACCCUUACCCCUAUUAUCUUAGGGAGGCCAUUUUUGGCUACCGCAGGUGCCCUUAUUGAUGUGCAAGGGGCGCUAAUCACCUUGAAAGUGGGUGAUUCAAAAGCUAGCUUCAAGAUUCCCCUUGGUGAAGGGUGUUUUUCAAAGAUGAAAAGUUGUAUGAAGGUAGAGACUAUUGCUUGUAUUGAGAGCCAUUGCUCACAUGCUAACACUUCUAAUGACUUUUGUGUUUCUAAGUGUGCUAAUGAGCUUGCUAGGUCCCCUCCCAAUGACAAGAAGGUUCAUGUGAUCCCAAGGGUUUUGGGGGAUAAUUUUGAUGAUAUCAUAUCCAUUCCCGAGAUAUUUGGGAUGCAUGUGGAUGAUGAUGCUAGAGAUUCGGCCUCCAAAGUGAUUCAUGACUCGGCGAAAAAAGCCAAGAGACCCAAGAAAGGCAAGGAGAAGCUUGGUGGUGGUUAA